This is a messenger RNA of Eupeodes corollae, 1918 nucleotides long. RefSeq names its product gustatory and pheromone receptor 39a-like. The transcript has 4 exons. Gene Ontology annotation, biological process: sensory perception of taste. Gene Ontology annotation, cellular component: dendrite; membrane; neuronal cell body. The record is from RefSeq and is a predicted model, not a curated record. Bases 61 to 1239 code for a protein of 392 amino acids. NCBI's taxonomy places the organism in Eukaryota, Metazoa, Arthropoda, Insecta, Diptera, Syrphidae.
ACAACCAGUUAAUUUUCACUAUAAAGUAACUUGAAUGAUGAAGUGUCAAAAUUAUUUAAAAUGUUACCCUGUAAAGGAUUAAUUCUACAAAUCAAGCGUUUGGAAUAUUCGGGAUUUUUACCUACAAAUAAAACUCGACAAAAUCCCUCCAAAGAAUUGCAAUCGGAAAAACGUCGAAUUAUUAUUGCUCUAGUUUUUAUAUUUACAAAUGGACUUUUGACAGCCUCUACCAUAAUAUGUGCUAUAAAACCUAUCACUUAUGAAUCAUAUGGAAACAACUACACUAGUUUUGCAUUCGAUUACCUAAUUUUCCUUUCAACUGGAUUAGUCCAUAUUGCGAUAAAUAUGUUUUUGUUUUUUAAUAAAAACUUCAAUCUGACUAUUGUUGAAAAAGUUUUAUGUUGGAAAAGAAAAUAUCCUCUGAAACACAAAGUGAAUGAUUCAACUGUGAAUUUGUUUUUGCUUAAUAUAGUCAUCUUAAUUAUUUGUUAUUCAAACAUCAUCGUAUUGGUUUGGUACACGGAUGAUGACGUUUCCGCAAUAUCGAUAUCAUCGAGAUGUGUCGUUUAUGUGGCGGAAGUAUAUUACGAUGGAUUGAUUUCUACGUUUUAUCGGUCGCUUGUUUGUGUUAUCGAAGAUAUAUUCACUUCCAUGAAUGAACGAAUUGAAUUCAUUUUGAAUUCAAAUAAUGAAUUAUUUGAUAUAGUUGUUAUUCGGGAAAUUCUUCAAGAUCGACAAGAAAUAGUUCGUUUGUGUGAGAAAGAUUUAAGUGGUUUUUAUGGCGUUCCUAUAAUUUUAUUAGCGAUACCAACAUUAUUGCAUGCAGCAAAUGAACCAUUUUAUAUAAUGACAGCUUGGGAUAAGUCAAAUUAUAGUUUAGAUAGAUCUUUUGUAGUUUUAGUAAAUGCAUGCAUAAUUUGGGGAAUACCCUGGUAUGUUUGUUUUGUAAUGCUGUAUAACCAAAAUGCUGAAGAAGAGGCUAACAAAACAGCAAGAAUUUUAUCCAGAAUAUCGAGGCGUGGAAAUGGAAUGGAAAAAAUGGUUGACAAAUUUUUGAUUAAAAAUAUGCAGCAGAAACCGAUCUUAACAGCUUAUGGAUUUUUCCCUCUUAACAAACGGACACUUUUUAAGAUAUUUGCUGCAAUAUUCACGUACAUGGUGAUUUUAAUUCAAUUUAAGGAUAUGGAAAAUACUAGCAAACUUCUAGCAGAAACAAAAACAUCAACUGAAGUUUCUUAAUUUUAAUGGGUUUCAUUGUUAAAAAACAGAAAUUUGUUUUUAUUUUUAAGUUUUUAUGAAUUUAGGGCUCUAAUUUAAAACUUCAUACGUUUGCACAAUAUUGAACCCGAUGUCAAAAUUCUGAAAAAAAGCUGACUUUUUUGACGUGUGGUUAUCAUUUUUUGGAGUUGGUCUUUUUGACAUGUGUCACUUUAUAUUUUUAUGCUGAAUUUAAUUUUCGCGUUUUACGUUUUCAAAUCGUGCAAAUAAUGGUCGGGUUUAAUUAAUUGACGGCAAUGUUUGGUGAGCGCAUUUUUAACGCGUUUGUGGUGAACUAAAAGAUGAACAAUGGCUGAAUCACAAACACGCUUAAGCUUCGGCUUCACCUGACGUUUACGAGUUCAGCCAUAUUAAUUCAAUGCUUGCUAUCAUAAUGGAGCUUCGGUCUCACGUUCCGUUUGACAAUCGUAAGGAAAAGAACGUAAUGUGACUCCAAACGGAAGUUCUAGUUCAAUUAUCUGAACAUUUGCUUUGUCUGAGAGCUCAACAGCUGUAAAAAAUGUCAACAAAUAAAAUAUUUGCUCUUUGGAGGAAUGAAAUAAUAGAAAUGUCAUUCAAAGCAACCUCAAACAGUCCCACCGUAACGCAGACGAAGUCGAAGCUGAAGCGUGUUUGUGAUUCAGCAAUAAGUUCUAGAUAA